Messenger RNA from Conger conger (European conger), 873 nucleotides. RefSeq names its product vitelline membrane outer layer protein 1 homolog. Bases 127 to 828 code for a protein of 233 amino acids. The record is from RefSeq and is a predicted model, not a curated record. Lineage: Eukaryota; Metazoa; Chordata; Actinopteri; Anguilliformes; Congridae. The transcript has 4 exons.
UGAAGAUGCCGCGAUGAAAAUCCACUGACAACAACAAAAUAGUCGGUGUACGUUAACUCCUUCGGUACUUUGAUAACACAGAUAUCAGCAGCAUUUUCCUGACGGAGAAGUGACACCAGGACAUCAAUGUUGAACACCUGCAGAGUACCUGUGAGAAAAAGCAAGAACAUGCAGAUGUACAUCUUACAUUAUGUCAACAUGGUGUGGUUUAUCUUUGCUGCCAUUGCUGUCCUAUCCAUUAUUAACCCUGGCUCUUGCAACACUGAGGCAAAGCCAGUUGUAAUGCAAGCCGGUGCCAGUUUCAAUGGGCGAAGCUACCAAAGCCUCCUCACUGUGCCCAACGGGGAACAGUUCGGAAACUGGACCUGGCCAGAGAUGUGUCCCGAUGGGUUCUAUGCUGUGGGCUUCAGUCUGCGGGUGGAGCCCAAUCAGUAUGCUCUGGAUGACACAGCACUAAAUGGUAUCCGUCUGUACUGCUCUAAACCCGAUGACAGGACCUUCCUUUACACAGUGGAGUCUCAUACUGGAUAUUAUGGAGAUUGGUCCGACCCCCAGUGGUGCCCCACUGGGGUCAUGAAUUCCUUCCAGCUUCGUGUCGAGCCCCAUCAAGGCCUCUUCGGGGAUGACACGGCGGCCAACAACAUCCGAUUCCGCUGCAGCACCAACCCCAUCCUGGAGGGCCCUGGAAUGGACUGGGGCGAUUACGGCCACUGGAGCCAGAAUUGCUCCGGCACGGGCAUCUGUGGCGUCGAGACCAAGAUGGAGCCUUACCAGAGCGGGCUAGAUGACUCGUCCCUCAAUGACGUGCGUUUCCACUGCUGCGCUUAGAGAUGACAUAAUGAUCUCACGGUGAGGACCUCUUCUGUCAGCUGA